AUGAAUGAGCGAAGCUGGCUAAGGAGAUCGCUGGAGAACAAGGGUGAAUCGCUGGAGAACGAGAGCGAACCGAUGGAGAAAGAGAAGUGGACGAAGGUGACGACCGCGACUGAGGAAGGCGGCGAAGCAAACGAGAGACGGAGUUUGGACGAAGAUGAUGAUGACCGCACCGCCGAGUUGUCUGAGGAAGCGGAGGAGGUUGUGUCCGGAGGCGCCGCCGCUGUUCCGUUCGCGAGAGAAGAAGAGACUUUUUUUUCUGCAAACCCUAUUCCCUUUCCAAUUUCCAUGCUUUUUUUUUCUUUUAAUUUAAUUGUCUUAUUGUUUUACUAUUCUUAA
Vicia faba (fava bean) is the source of this 336-nucleotide messenger RNA. NCBI's taxonomy places the organism in Eukaryota, Viridiplantae, Streptophyta, Magnoliopsida, Fabales, Fabaceae. The record is from the annotation of a GenBank genome assembly.